GGUUGCUGUACUGCUGAGGUCCAUAUCUAGUUCAACCAGUCUUCCAGACAGUGUGCUCCAUGCUUUGAGACCAGGAGGUCCUUGGUGUUCUGAAAUGAAGAUGGAGGCAGUGGGAAAAACAGAAGAACUGGUUGAUUCGGAAGUUCCACCAAAGACUUCUGAAAAGCAAGAGACUGCUCCUGAUGAAGACGGACCUAUAGAACUGGAGACACAAACUCAGAAAGACAACGUGCCCACUGCAGCAGACUCUGCGGUGCUCUCUUCAAUGCCUUGCUUACUGAUGGAACUGAGGCGAGACUCCUCGGAGUCUCAGCUAGCAUCUACAGAGAGCGAUAAGCCAACGGGUGGUCGAGUUUACGAGAGUGACUCUUCUAAUCAUUGUAUGCUUUCCCCUUCUUCCAGUGGGCAUUUGGCUGACUCAGAUACAUUGUCUUCCACAGAAGAGAAUGAGCCCUGUCAAGCUGAAGCUGCUGUAGAGGGAGACUCUUCUGCGGUGUCUGGGGUUGCAGUUGGGAGGAAAUCCAGGCGAUCCAGGUCCGAAAGUGAAACUUCAACAAUGGCUGCCAAGAAAAACCGACAGUCUAGUGAUAAGCAGAAUGGUCGAGUUACCAAGGUGAAAGGUCAUCGAAGCCAAAAGCACAAAGAAAGAAUUCGGCUGUUAAGACAGAAACGUGAGGCAGCUGCUCGUAAGAAGUACAACCUGCUGCAGGACAGCAGUACCAGUGAUAGUGACCUGACGUGUGACUCGAGCACGAGUUCAUCAGAUGAUGAUGAAGAGGUUUCAGGGAGCAGCAAGACAAUCACUGCAGAGAUACCAGAUGGACCUCCAGUUGUAGCUCAUUAUGAUAUAUCAGACACAAAUUCAGACCCAGAAGUGGUAAAUGUGGACAAUCUGUUGGCAGCUGCCGUAGUUCAAGAGCACAGUAAUUCUUUAGGAAACCAAGACUCGGGAUCUACCUGGAGAACCAGAGGGCUGCUAGAUGAACUGAGUGCUGAUACAGGUCAUUUGGAUCCAGGCUUCCUUGCAAGUGACAAAACCUCUUCUGGAAAUGCCCAGAUCAAUGAAGAAAUUAAUAUUGCCUCUUCUGAUAGUGAAGUAGAGAUUGUUGGAGUUCAGGAACAUGCCAGGUGCGUGCAUCCCAGGGGAGGUGUGAUUCAGAGUGUGUCUUCCUGGAAGCAUGGCUCCGGCUCACAGUACAUUAACACUCAGCAAACACAAUCAUGGACAGCUGUGACUCCCCAGCAGAAUUGGUCUUCGCCCCCAGAAGUAGUAGACCUCACUUUGGAUGAGGAUACCAGACGCAAAUAUCUACUGUAA
This is a messenger RNA of Phaethon lepturus (White-tailed tropicbird), 1318 nucleotides long. RefSeq names its product chromosome unknown open reading frame, human C18orf25 (gene ARK2N). NCBI's taxonomy places the organism in Eukaryota, Metazoa, Chordata, Aves, Phaethontiformes, Phaethontidae. Gene Ontology annotation, molecular function: ubiquitin protein ligase activity. The record is from RefSeq and is a predicted model, not a curated record. Gene Ontology annotation, biological process: ubiquitin-dependent protein catabolic process. Bases 95 to 1318 code for a protein of 407 amino acids. The transcript has 4 exons.